This is a messenger RNA of Coregonus clupeaformis (lake whitefish), 5176 nucleotides long. RefSeq names its product G-protein coupled receptor 52-like. The record is from RefSeq and is a predicted model, not a curated record. Gene Ontology annotation, cellular component: membrane. Gene Ontology annotation, molecular function: G protein-coupled receptor activity. Gene Ontology annotation, biological process: G protein-coupled receptor signaling pathway. Bases 1908 to 3023 code for a protein of 371 amino acids. NCBI's taxonomy places the organism in Eukaryota, Metazoa, Chordata, Actinopteri, Salmoniformes, Salmonidae. The transcript has a single exon.
GAGGGAGUGAGUGAGUGUGUGUGCAGGGUAGAGAGAGCAAGAUACAGAGAGAGCGAGAGCGAAGGGAAAGGGAACUGUAAGCCAGUCACAGUAUCUCCUUCCCACUGCACCAGCGGUGAUGGACAGCUCCUCUCCUCACCUCUCUUCAAAAGGUUCCUGUUUAUUUUCAGUCGCGCUAGCUUUGUCUUCUGUACUUCACUCCAUAAAUUGUAUUUCUGGCUGUUCAGUUAUUUCUUUGGCGCAAGCUCAGUUCGGCUGACGGAAAGGAAAUGGGAUUAGAGACAGAGGACAGCACUGGAACUGUGACUUAAACUGUGACUGUCUCUGUAUUGGUGGAGUGGUUUCUCUUUUUUUUGUGCCUGGGUUUUUGCUACGAGGUGCAGACGUAUUGAGUGGAAGAAAGAGUCGAAAGGCCAGAAAGCCAUGCUUCCCCUAAACAAAAGCUCAUUUGAAUGGACAUGUAUAAGUAAUAAUAUCAAUAGUGGAAACAAGAGGGGAGGCUGACGUAAAGAGCUUUCACCCUUGGCUAUUUCGGGAAUGUCACUGACAAAAUGGAACCACAGACAAGUUCACGGGAUAAAGAAGCAGAAUGCAGAUCCCACACCCAUCGCAGCCCGCGCCCUGAAAAGGAUUUCUAAGGCGACACAGUCUGAGGAGCUGAGACACUUAGAUGGCCUCUACCGGCUCCAGUAUCCAUUGAUCAGGAUUGUGUGGAAGACUCUUGGCAACUCCAACAUUCUUUGCCUCAAAAAUCCUCUUUACAACCAGCUUUUGCCUCUCUCACAACCUUGAGGACGAAAGUUUCAGAAAAGUGCGUGGAUUGGGAUUUCAGAGACCAAAGCCUGAUUUGUGGCUCCAGCGCACACGCGUGCACACAUAACAGAAUACGGAUUUUGCUGCGCCUUGUUUGGCCUCUCUCUGACUGGGGAGCAUUGUAAACAUAAUUCCCCCAGUGCUCUGUGGAACGAGAGCUGUGACAUUAUCACCCGCCAGAAGCCCCGUGUUUUUCUAGCGUGUCUGUGUUUUGAUUCGGACAAUAGCGGGGCAUACAUGGGGUCCACACUCACUACUCCAAAAUAAGAGGAUGCAUACAACAAAACUGAAAACGAUCUGCUGCAAGCCGAACUUUAGAAGGGACUUUAUUGGAGGUAAAAAUCAAACACAAUGGCUAAUGUGGAUGUAAAUUCUCGAUUUUCCGAUCUGCUCUUUUUCUGACGCUAAACAAGCUAUUUGAAAGCCAAAAUGGCAUCCUUGCGGUAACAGUAAAUGUUUUAAUACUAUUUUCUCUUAUCUAUAGUCUCAAAAUAGGAGUCACAUGGUCCCUGUCUUAUUUAAUCAGCAGUAGGAUCUGCACCGGAGCGCCGUGUCUGCCUGCCUGCCUCAUGAUUCUUCCCCACAUGCCGACUACCCUGCACCUCCUAUGCUUUUUACCCUUGUGAGGACAGCCCCUGCCCCCAGCCCCUAGCCACCCAGAGGCAGCCCUCCUUAGAAUCAGGAGAUGUGGCCACAGACUGUCAGGGAGCGCAGUGGGGAUCCCUGCCGCCGGGAUAGAUGCCUGGUGUAGCAUCAGCAUAACUUUUUCUGUUUGUGGAGGGAAUAUAUAUUUUUUUCUUUCUUCAACAAUAACCCCACUGCCUCUAAGCAUGACUGAUCGGAAAAGGAGAGCCGAGCUGGCAAUCUUGCUUUCCCGUAGGCCGUAUUGAUUUUCGUCAAAGUCAGUGUUCAUUUGAUUGAGACCCAACUAUGUGAGAGCAGAGGUGAAAGAGAGAGAGAGCGAGAGCGAGGAUAGAGCUCUGUUUGCUGAGGGAGGCUACAGACAGCGGGGGUAGACAGGUCUCCAGUUACAGGCCAUCUGCAUCGCAGGUGGCACAGCACAAACCUGACCCACCUGGACCGCACCCAGAACAAUGAACCAGUCAGCGCUGACGACAGACCUGGUGCCCACUGCCAACAGCAGCCUCAUGGGCCCAGACACCAACCACUCCUGCCCCCUGGGCUGGGGCCAGAACGAGGGCCUGGAGGCCUGCGUCUUGGAGACUGCCGUCAUCGUACUACUGACGGUGCUCAUCAUCGCUGGAAACCUGACGGUGAUCUUCGUGUUCCACUGCGCCCCCCUGCUGCACCACUACACCACCAGCUAUUUCAUCCAAACCAUGGCCUACGCUGACCUGCUGGUGGGCCUCAGCUGCCUGGUGCCCACCCUGUCCCUGCUACACUACCCGGCCGGUGUCCAGGAGCCCAUCACCUGCCAGGUCUUCAGCUACGUCAUCUCGGUACUCAAGAGCGUCUCCAUGGCCUGCCUGGCCUGCAUCAGCAUGGACCGCUACCUGGCCAUCACCAAACCCCUGUCCUACAACCAGCUGGUGACACCGUGCCGGCUCCGUGGCUGCAUCGCCCUCAUCUGGGUCUACUCCUGCCUGGUGUUCCUGCCCUCCUUCUUUGGCUGGGGCAAGCCAGGCUACCACGGAGACAUCUUUGAGUGGUGCGCCCACUCCUGGCCCACCUCGGCACUCUUCACAGGCUUUGUGGUGUGCCUGCUGUACGCACCCGCCGCCCUGGUCGUCUGCUUCACCUACUUCCACAUCUUCCGCAUCUGCCAGCAGCACAACCGGGAGAUCAGUGAGAGGCGGGCACGCUUCCCCAGCCAGGAGAUGGAGGCCGGGGAGGGCGGCAGCAACAGCGGCGGGGGGCACCACACGGGUCACGGGCCUGACCGGCGCUACGCCAUGGUGCUCUUCCGCAUCACCAGCGUCUUCUACAUGCUCUGGCUGCCCUACAUAAUCUAUUUCCUGUUGGAGAGCUCCCACGUGCUGGACAGCCCCGCCCUGUCCUUUGUAACCACCUGGCUGGCCAUCAGCAACAGCUUCUGCAACUGCGUCAUCUACAGCCUGUCCAACAGUGUGUUCCGCCUGGGCAUGCGUCGCCUCUCGCAGACGCUCUGCUCCUUCAGCCACUGUGCAGCCGACGACAGGGACUUUGGAGAACCCAAACCCAGGAAGAGGCCAAAGUCCUGCUCCAUCUGAGGCGUUGGAGGCUAUUGUUAGAGAAGCUACAAAUUUCAAAGGUUACAUCUUUACAAAGCUGCUGAGCAUUCAAUUGACAGGGCUUUCCCAAAGAAAAAUAAUUUAGGCUCUGACGGUGUGUUUGAAGAAUACCAAUGACUUUGCUGCAGUCAUGCCAAGUCAUGAUUUAUGUGAAUGCUGAGAGAAGCUAGAUUUUUUUUUUUUUAAGGUUUAGUUUCUGAACAACUAAGUGGACGAGAGAUUGGCACUACAUUUUGGCUUUAGACCUGCGAAGUGGGGUUUAGCUGGUAACCUCCUAUCAAAUCAAAGUUUAUUGGUUGCGUGCACAGUUUAGCAGAUGUUAUAGCAGAUGCAGUCAAAUGCAUGCGUUACUAGCUCCUAACAGUGCAGUAAAAUGUCAAACAAGUACACAAACAAAUAUAAAAACAAGAAAUCCAGAAAUGUCCGAACGAAUCAAAUUAACCCAAAUAUCAGUAAUCCAUAUGCUGUACAUGUACUGUAUGUACAUCCUUAUGUACAACAUCGUUCGAACAUGGUUAUCUCAGGCUUUGACGUUUACAUUUUUUUGUUUCUCGUCAGUCAGGUUAAGUAAAGGACAAAGUUAGAGGUCCCUCCAAAAUGGAGAAACACUUUCCUCAAACAUUGAUGGUGACUUCAUGAUUUUACAGUCUGAUUUCACAGGAUUGUGGAUAAACAUUUAUUGAAUUUGAAUGCCAAUAUUGGACUGCUACUAUAGAUCUGUGUUCUUAGUAGGCACACAAAGACUGAAUUAUUACAGACAACAUCAACACGUAAUCCUCAUUUGCAUACACUCCCUUUAGGAGUUCACAUGUGCGUGCAAAUGGAUGACUAUUCACUUACUGUAUAUACAUGCUCCUUGACAAUGGUGGCGCCCACCACACUGAUGUAAAUAACAACAGAUAGUUAGUUGCCUUGACCUGUUAUGACAAAGUUUUGCAGAGUUUGCAGAAGGUUUGUUAGCAUACACAACAUUGUUCAGUGUGGAGUGUUAAAAGACGGUCAGCCCUAAACAGAGACGUGGCAGUCAAUUUGACGAGUUAAGCAAUCUCUUAAAAAAUACAACCCCACGCUGGUUUAGUUUUAUUAGAUAUUUCUAUAUUUUGACGUGAAACUUUUUUGUUUUUUAAAAAUAUUUGUCAAUGCCUCAGAUACAGUAGCUGUUUAGGAAAAAGAGUGAUUGGUGAUGUCCACUAGUGAAUACUCCUCUCUUUAUCUUUGGCUGCUCAUCAGAGUUCAGAGAAAUCUGCUCCACUCUACUUCAGCAUCAGCUUCAUAUGUAUGACUCUGUCCCCUUACCUUUUCCAUGCUUAGUGCAGAGACUGUUCCAUUUUUAGGGCCUUAUUGUACAAAAUGCAUUGUGCACGUGCAGUAAAUGCUCCAUAAGGACUGGUUGUGUAUUUUGCUGUUUGAUACAGCACAGGUGUAGUCAUUCCAAGUUUUUCUCGUACAUUCCCAGAAUGGCCUGUUUUUUUUUUUUUAUAGAUCAUGUUGAAGGAUCCAAAUAAGCGCACAUUUUCAGUAAUACCCAAGGCUAUUGUGAGAUGAGAUCCCUCUCUAUUCUUAUGGUGUAGGCCAUUUGUAGUUAGACCUGUGUUCAUGUAGUCAGUGUAUCUUUGACCGUGUGAAAAACAAGCAACACAGCAAACUAAACUCUCUCUAUCGUGACUGUUUAUGUUCAACAUUAUGCUGCUUAUCCUGUGAAGUCAUUCCUCCUUUUGCUUUACAGAUUGUUCUGUAUAUGUGCCUAAAGAUAUAUAUUUUUCGGAAAAGAUAUCACAAAGAUUUACAUUCUGUUCUUCUAUGUGGUUACAAGGACACACUGCACUUUUUUUUUUUUUACACUGGCUGCGUGACAUUGAAUUUUGUAACAUGACCUUCCUUUGACUUGACCCAAGAUCCAUCAAGCAUUUGCAGUAGUACCAUCUUGUUUCAACACCUUAUCAAAUCAACUUUUAUUUGUCACAUGCACCGAAUACAACAGGUGUAGGCUUUACUGUGAAAUACUUACGAGCCCUUUCCCAACAAUGCAGAGUUAAAUGCAAAAAGGAAAUGGUAACACAAUAAAAAUAAAAAUAACUAGACUGUAUACAAGGAGUACCAGUACCAACUCAAUGUGCAGGGGUAUGAGGUAG